ACAUAUUCUGAUCAAACGCCACAACAUUGACGCGAUGCACGACAGCCGCAACUGUGGUCCUGUUGAAGUCCGUCCAACCAGGACGUCAACCAGUCCGGAUUAUCGUCAAUCCCAGAAGUAAAGACUCUGGUGAGAUUAAAACAUGUUUUCACAUCGAUGGAGUUUCUAUAAAUAGCCAGGCGUCGCAGAAUGAUGAGGAUUCAGCAGCGCAUCAGUAAUCCAUCUGAAGCAGCCACUAGAUUACGAUAAAAUCACAUCUGAUCUACUUGACACAUCGGUUUCAAGUUACUUAGCAGUAAGAAAGGGUUUGACUACGUUUGCCUGAAGCUGACACGAGUAUCUCCGCCCACUGCUCAGUGAGAUGCGAGUAUAGAUCUGCUGCUACCAAAAGAGCAUUUUGUUCUGACAAACCAAGCCCUUUCAUGACAGGAUGUUUGGCUUUGUCACACGCCGGGAACGACAAAAUGCAGACAAUUUCAAAACAGCGACACUGUGAUAAAUAAAUCAUUAUUGUGACUUCACCGGGAGCGAUUCUCCAACUCAUCCAAAAUGGGAUUUCUUCACCAGCUACACCUUCUCCUGUGGAAAAACGUGACUUUAAAGCGAAGAGGACCGUGGGUGCUUGCGUUCGAGAUCUUCAUCCCCCUGGUGCUCUUCUUCAUUCUUCUGGGCUUGCGGCAGAAGAAGCCGGCCAUACCUGUGAAAGAAGCCUUCUACAGCGCAGCUCCUCUCACCUCGGCGGGCAUCAUUCCCAUCAUGCAGUCGCUGUGUCCGGAUGGUCAGAGGGACGAGUUUGGCUUCCUCCAAUAUAAAAACUCCACUGUGACUCAGUUGUUGGAGAGGAUCAGUGAGGUUGUGGAGCAAAAUCACUUGUUUACAUCAGACAGGCCGAGUCUGGGAGAAGAACUGGAGUCACUGCAACAGCACCUGGAGAGUCUGAGCUCGGCACACGGACCUUUAGAGAGUCGCUACAACACCAGCCGUGGUUUCACUGUCGGAAGCGUCCUCAGGAACCAGUCGUCAUUCCGGCAGUUUCUCAUCCGAAACCUUUCACUGCCCAACGACACUGCCAGCCUGCUGCUUUCCUCCCCUAUCAAUCUAAAAGAGGUGUAUAAUCUUAUCUUUGUAAUGGAUCCUAAAGUUGGAACAAAGGAAGGAGGUAAAGAUGAAGGACAGCACAGUCCUGCAGAGAAAUUUGUACAGUUCAAGAAACAAAUUCUUGGCGGCUUGCACAGUGUGGAUGGUGGUCUGAAUCAGAAAGCAUUGAGAGACCCCACUAAUACAGCUUACCGCCAGGCUCUCCUCAAAGUCCUGUCCCAGGCACUGGGAAUCGCAGGGGGUGGAAUGGGUCAAAAAUUUGAUCCUCAAGCCCUGCGUGAGAUAGAGGGAUUUGUGCUGAGCGGUGCAGUGCUUGAAAAGCUCACUUGUGGAGAAGGAGGAAACAGCGAAUUAAGCAAAAUCUUAUUGGUCCCUGAUAAACAACAGGCAGUUUUGCAGGCCUACCUUAUGACCCUUUGUGGUGUUGGGGCGGAGCAGAGAGCGGAGCGGUUUAGGGAGAUGAGCGAAGAGCUGAGAGAGCAGAUUGAUACACAGAGAGUCUUUGAACAGUUGCGUCUUGAGCAGUCUAACAUCUCUGGUGUGUUGGAUCAGUCCCAUCUCGGAGCUCUGCUGAAGAACCUGGCUGAUGUGGAAAGGCUGCUGCGGGAUGUGGAUCUGUUGUCAGGCCUGGCCAAACUUCUCCCUAAAGGGGCUUGUGCAGGUCACCAGCCCAUUCCUGUAGCCAACACCACCUUCUGGAGCUCCAAUACAACAACAUGGGGUCCCAACACAACAGAAAGCCCAGGGGAGGAAAAAGAGGGAACUGCAGAAAAUGGGGCUGAAGCUGAAAAUCCCAAAUCGCAAUUUUCUGCCUUUGUUCAGCUGUGGGCAGGUCUUCAACCCAUUCUGUGUGGAAAUAACAGGAUCAUUGAGCCUGAAGCUCUUAAACAGGGAAAUAUGAGUUCCCUGGGCUUUACCAGCAAAGAACAACGAAACCUGGGUUUAUUGGUCCAUCUCAUGACAACAAAUCCCAAAAUCUUGUACUCUCCAAUUGGUUCAGAGGUGGAUAAGGUCAUACAAAAGGCCAAUGAAACAUUUGCGUUUGUGGGGAAUGUGACUCACUACGCCCGAGUGUGGCUCAACAUUUCGGCUGAACUCAGAGCCUUCUUAGAGGAGGGCAAACUGCAGAAUCACCUGGUGUGGCUCCAACAGUUUAUUGCUGACCUGAAGCAGCACCAUGAACUUUUAAACGGCUCAGACAGUGAGCUGUUGAACAGUCUGAUGGAGGACAACUUCACCCUGCCAAACACAACCACACUACUAGAGCAGCUCCACACCAUUGAUAACGCAGCCUGUGGCUGGACACACUUCAUGUCAAAGGUCAGUGUGGAUAUUUUCAGAGGCUUUCCUGAUGAAGAGAGCAUCGUCAACUACACACUGAACCAGGCCUACCACGACAACGUUUCAGUCUUUGCAAGUGUGAUUUUCCAGACCAAUAAAGAUGGCACUCUGCCGCCUCACGUUUUGUAUAAGAUUCGACAAAACUCAAGUUUCACAGAGAAAACCAAUGAAAUCCGCCGGGCUUAUUGGCGCCCUGGACCAAACACGGGUGGCAAAUUCUAUUUCCUUUAUGGCUUUGUGUGGAUCCAAGAUAUGAUGGAACGGGCAAUCAUCAACACGUUUGUGGGCCAUGAUGUUGUGGAGCCUGGAAACUAUGUGCAGAUGUUUCCCUAUCCAUGCUACACUAGAGACGAUUUCCUGUUUGUGAUUGAGCACAUGAUGCCUCUGUGUAUGGUCAUUUCCUGGGUCUACUCAGUGGCCAUGAUGAUCCAACACAUUGUUGCAGAAAAGGAGCAAAGACUAAAAGAGGUGAUGAAGAUGAUGGGAUUGAAUAACGCAGUGCACUGGGUGGCCUGGUUCAUCACCGGCUUCGUGCAGCUUUCGAUCUCAGUGACCGCCCUCACUGCCAUACUAAAAUAUGGCAAAGUUCUCCUCCACAGCGACCCUUUUAUCAUCUGGCUCUUCCUCACUAUCUACGCCAUCGCCACAAUUAUGUUUUGUUUCCUGGUGUCAGUAUUGUACUCUAAAGCAAAGCUGGCAUCUGCAUGUGGAGGAAUAAUCUACUUUUUGAGUUAUGUGCCAUACAUGUAUGUGGCCAUCAGAGAAGAAGUGGCUCACGACAAGAUCACUGCCUUUGAGAAAUGUAUAGCGUCUUUAAUGUCUACAACAGCGUUUGGUCUGGGAUCGAAGUACUUUGCCCUUUAUGAAGUGGCCGGGGUGGGAAUCCAGUGGCGUACUAUCAACCAAUCACCUGUCGAGGGCGAUGACUUCAACCUCCUGCUGUCCGUGGUAAUGCUUAUCGUUGAUACCAUUGUGUACGGUGUGUUGACCUGGUACAUAGAGGCUGUGCAUCCAGGGAUGUACGGGCUGCCCCGUCCAUGGUACUUUCCCUUGCAGAAAUCCUAUUGGUUGGGUAGUGGACGUAUUGAGACAUGGGAUUGGCCGUGGGGUGGCGGCGCCAGGCUGAGUGUCAUGGAGGAGGACCAGGCUUGUGCUAUGGAGCACAGACGCUCAGAAGAAACUCGUGGAAUUGAAGAAGAGCCAAGUCACUUACCACUGGUUGUGUGCAUAGACAAACUAACCAAAGUCUAUAAGACUGGUCGCAAACUAGCCCUAAACAAGCUAAGCCUAAACCUGCAUGAGAACCAGGUUGUCUCCUUCUUGGGACACAAUGGAGCCGGCAAGACCACCACUAUGUCAAUUCUCACUGGACUAUUUCCGCCCACCUCUGGCUCCGCAACCAUAUACGGUCAUGACAUUCGCACAGAGAUGGAGCGCAUCCGUCAGAAUUUGGGCAUGUGUCCCCAGCACAAUGUUUUGUUUGACAAGCUGAGCGUGGAGGAACACCUGUGGUUCUACUCGCGUCUGAAGGGCAUGGCUGAAGAAGACAUCCGCAAGGAGAUGGACAAGAUGAUAGAAGAUCUUGAGUUGUCCAACAAGCGUCACAGUCAGGUUCAGACUCUGUCCGGGGGAAUGAAGAGGAAGCUGUCUGUGGCAAUUGCUUUUGUUGGCGGAUCUCGGGCAGUGAUUUUGGACGAACCCACGGCGGGAGUCGACCCAUACGCACGUCGAGCAAUUUGGGAUCUUAUCCUUAAGUAUAAACAAGGUCGCACCAUUCUGCUCUCCACUCAUCACAUGGAUGAAGCUGAUCUGUUGGGAGACCGUAUUGCCAUCAUCUCACAUGGCAAGCUCAAGUGCUGUGGUUCCCCAUUGUUCCUCAAGAGCACAUAUGGAGAUGGCUACAAGCUCACUCUUGUCAAAAAGCAAAGUGACUCACACCCUGCAGAUCAGUCAAGCCAGUCUCCAUCCGCUUCCAUAUCUCCGUGUUCAGAGAGCAGAGUUACACAGUUCAUCCGUCAGUACGUGGCCUCCUGUCUGCUGGUGUCUGACUCCAACACUGAGCUCUCUUAUGUCCUGCCGUCAGAGGCUGUAAAGAAAGGCUGUUUCGAGAGGCUGUUUCAGGGUCUGGAGAAAAGUUUGGACAGUCUGGCUUUGACCAGCUUCGGUGUGAUGGACACCACAUUAGAAGAGGUCUUUCUGAAGGUAUCAGAGGAGGAUCUGUCACUGGAGAACAGCGAUGCAGAUUUGAAGAGCUCUCCUGGUGGAGCAUCAGCAGGGAAACCCUCUAAUCUGCUUGGAGGGCAGCCGUGUGAUGGGGCUCCAGCUGGGGCCGUGAUCCGACCAGAGGUGGAGCUCAGUAACCUGAUGAUAUGUUCCAGACUGAGCCCGAGUCAGGCGUCACUGCAGUCCGGCUCUUCUCUGGGCUCAAUAAGAGGGGAUGAAGGUGGACUCUAUGCUGACUUCUAUGGAGACUACUGCCCACUGUUUGACAAUAGCCAGGAUCCUGACUCAGCCAGUCUGAAAGAUGAAGAGCGCACCGCUGAGCCGGUCGUACUGGAGGGUCAGGGCAGCUUAAAGCUCGAGGGCUGGUGGCUCAAACUUCGGCAGUUUCACGGCCUGAUAGUAAAGAGGUUUCACUGCGCCAAGAGGAACACCAAGGGCAUUUUCUCUCAGAUCCUGUUGCCUGCCUUUUUCAUUUGUGUGGCCAUGACUGUAGCCCUGUCUGUGCCUGAGAUUGGUGACCUUCCCCCCCUUAUUCUGUCUCCAUCUCAAUAUCACAACUACACACAACCUCGUGGAAACUUCAUCCCUUAUGCCAAUGAAGACAGACUUCAGUACAGGAGUAAAAUUUCUCCAGAUGCCAGUCCACAGAGGAUAGUUAACACCCUACGCCUGCCCUCCGGAGUGGGCGCCACUUGCGUUCUGAAAACCCCCUUUAACAGCACUCUGGACCAACUGGCCCAAACAUUGAACCCAUACGCCAACAACUCCAAAACCCUGGCAGCCCGUUAUUUUGACUCCAUGUGCCUGGACUCAUUCACUCAGGGUGUGCCUUUAUCUAAUUUUGUGCCCCCUCCUCCCUCGCCUGCCCCUUCAGAUGACCCAGAUGCACAUUUUGAGGAUGGCCUUUGGAACUACACUGCUGCUCCGCCCACUACUGUCAGAGAGAUGGCAACCUCUCCCCCCACGCUGCCUUUGACUAUCCGGGAGCCAGUCCGCUGCAUCUGCUCAAUGCAGGGCACGGGCUUCUCCUGCCCCAGUGGAGUCGGAGGCCGACCCCCUCUUAUGAAAGUGGUAACUGGAGACAUCCUAGUGGACAUCACUGGACGCAAUGUGUCUGAAUAUCUUCUCUACACCUCUGAUCGUCUCAGACUGCAUAGAUAUGGAGGCUUCACCGUUGGAAACAUUCAGAAAUCUAUUCCAGCAUCUUUUGGCAGAAAAACCCCACCUAUGGUGCGCAAAAUAGCAGUAAGGCGAUCCUCACAGGUGUUGUACAAUAACAAAGGAUAUCACAGCAUGCCCACUUACCUGAAUGUCCUCAACAAUGCCAUUCUCAGAGCCAAUCUGCCCAGUAGUAAAGGAAACCCUGCUGCAUACGGCAUCACAGUGACCAAUCAUCCCAUGAACCGGACCAGUGCCAGUCUUUCUUUGGACUAUUUGCUCCAGGGCACUGAUGUGGUUAUUGCCAUCUUCAUCAUUGUAGCCAUGUCAUUUGUGCCAGCCAGCUUCGUGGUCUUUCUUGUAGCAGAAAAGUCUACAAAGGCCAAGCACCUGCAGUUUGUCAGUGGUUGUGACCCUGUCAUCUACUGGCUAGCAAACUACAUAUGGGAUAUGCUUAACUACCUGGUUCCAGCCACAUGCUGCGUCCUAAUUCUGUUUGUGUUCGACCUUCCUGCAUACACAUCACCUACAAAUUUCCCAGCAGUGCUCUCUCUGUUCCUGCUUUAUGGCUGGUCUAUAACCCCCAUCAUGUAUCCAGCUUCUUUCUGGUUUGAGGUGCCCAGCACAGCGUAUGUGUUUCUCAUAGUCAUCAAUCUCUUUAUUGGCAUCACAGCCACCGUGGCCACUUUCCUACUGCAGCUCUUUGAGCGUGACAAGGAUCUAAAGUUGGUAAACAGCUACCUGAAGUCCUGCUUUCUCAUCUUCCCUAACUAUAACCUGGGUCAUGGCUUGAUGGAGAUGGCGUAUAACGAGUACAUUAAUGAAUACUACGCCAAGAUAGGCCAGUUUGAUAAAGUGAAGUCUCCAUUUGAAUGGGACAUUGUGACACGAGGACUGGUAGCAAUGACCAUCGAGGGAUUCGUUGGCUUUUUUAUCACAAUUCUGUGCCAGUACAACUUCCUCAGAAAAGCCCAGAGAGUGCCUGUCAACAGCCAGCCGGUCGAGGAUGAUGAUGUCGAUGUGGCCUGCGAGAGACGCAGAGUGCUGAGAGGAGAUGCUGACAAUGACAUGCUGAAGAUUGACAACCUCACAAAGGUGUACAAGUCUCGCAAGAUGGGCCGGAUCCUGGCAGUGGACCGCCUGUGUCUAGGGGUUCGUCCUGGGGAAUGCUUCGGGCUGCUGGGGGUCAAUGGAGCAGGGAAGACCACAACCUUUAAAAUGCUAACAGGAGAUGAGAGCACGACAGGUGGAGAGGCCUUCAUUCAAGGAAACAGUAUCCUGCGAGAGCUUUUGCGUGUACAGCAGAGCAUCGGUUACUGUCCUCAGUUUGACGCUCUGUUUGAUGAUCUGACUGCUCGAGAACAUCUGGAGCUGUACACUCGCCUCCGUGGCAUCCCCUGGAAGGAUGAGGAACGGGUGGUUCAGUGGGCUCUGGAGAAACUGGAGUUGUCCAAGUAUGCCGACAAACCUGCUGGCACCUACAGUGGAGGCAACAAACGCAAACUCUCCACAGCUAUUGCUCUGAUUGGAUAUCCUUCGCUCAUUUUUCUGGAUGAGCCCACCACAGGAAUGGAUCCAAAGGCCCGCCGCUUCUUGUGGAACUUAAUUCUCGACAUCAUUAAGACAGGACGCUCGGUGGUGUUGACGUCACACAGUAUGGAGGAAUGUGAAGCUUUGUGCACCAGACUGGGCAUCAUGGUUAACGGCAGGUUCAAGUGUCUGGGGAGCAUCCAGCAUCUCAAAAACAGGUUUGGGGAUGGAUACAUGAUCACGGUUCGCACCAAGACCACUGCUAGUGUCAAGGAAGUGAUUCGUUUUUUCAACAGGAAUUUCCCAGAGGCUAUACUAAAGGAGCGGCACCACACAAAGAUUCAGUACCAGCUAAAGUCUGAGAACAUCUCUCUGGCUCAGGUCUUCAGCAAAAUGGAGCAGGUGGUGGAGGUGUUGAGCAUCGAGGAUUAUUCUGUCAGCCAGACAACACUGGAUAAUGUUUUUGUCAACUUUGCAAAAAAGCAAAGUGAUAACUUGGAACAGCAAGAAAGCUCUCCCUCUAGUGGUGGCCAGUCUCCACUGAAGCGACUGCUCAGCAUCCUCCGUCCUCGUCCAGCUAACACAGAACUCAAUGCACUGGUCAGUGAAGAACCAGAGGAACUGGAGAGUGAUGAUGAUGAAGGACUGAUUAGCUUUGAGGAAGAGAGGGUGCAGUUAUCCUUUAACACAGACACACUGUGCUAAAACAGCUGUCAAUCUCACAGACAAGCCUCAAGUUCAGACACGUGUCUGUAAAGUGAAAGACAUUUGUGCGCUUUUUCUCCUUGGAGAGGAUCCAUCUCGCUGGCCACGCGAGCGGGUCGUUCUUAUUUCCAUUUGCACUUCAGCAGCAGAGCGAGAGAACGGCUCCUCUGGGAGCUCUAAACAGAGAUACAGUCAGUGCCUGAACAUGAUCAGACCAGAGAGAGUGAGCAGGACUCCGCCACAAGCUGCGUUACGGAGAUGACGGUUAAUGGAAAUGUGUCCUUUUCGAUUCAAGCCUGCUGGAAAAGAAUGUAUUUCUAAAAAAUACAAACUGGCCUCGUGGUCAUCAUGUGGUGUUUAUUUUGGUAUCGCUUUCAAUUUGAAAAUGGUUGAAUGAUCUAUAAACCGAUCACACAUUGAAGUUUGAAAUAAAAGUAGUGUUCUCCCUUCACAGGAUACUGUAUGACCCCUCUGUGUUCAUCCUCCUUUGCCGUUAUUUUAAUUCCAGUUCAUUUGAAACCAGUGUAACUAUACAUAGAUUUUCUUUUCUUGGACCGAACUUGUUUAUUCUAUAGAGAGCAUGCUCUAAAGACAAGCCUGUCGUGUUGUGGGUUGAAGAAAAUUUCUUAUGCUUAAAUGUUUGCAACGGAUCUGUUGUACUUUUGAAUUGUUGAAGAAUGCAAAUGUAUCCGUGCACCUUCGUUGAAGUUCUUACAUCAGUGACUCAACCAGCCCUGAUAAAGAGAAGCUGGAUGUUUAUGGUAUCGUCCUAUAAUUGAAUGUACGCGGCAUAAAGGUGUUUUGUGCUGAUAUAUAGGGGGUUUCUUGUUUAUUUUAAUGAAUGAAUUUCGAGAUGUAUCAUUUAAAUUCAGUGUCUGUCUUGGUAAAAGUUUUAUUUGUGUUAUUGCUAAUGGUUAAAAACUGCAUAUUACCAGAUGUCAUUUAAAACACUCCUCACACCAGAUGUCAGUAGACGUGUCCAUAAUAAGCUAUCACUGUGAAGCCAAAGGUGAACUUUAAGUCACUGUUAUUGCAUAUAAACAGAAAUCAGGUCAUUGCUCUUUAUUGUUUUAUACGUGAGAUCCAAUAUGUUUUCACUGUAUCGUUAUUUAUUUUGUACCUUAAACCAUUACAUUGUUAAGUUGAAAUUAUUCUUCUGCUAAAUCCUGGACUCAUUCGCUAAGUCCUUUUGCUCUGUGACUGUAGUCUCUGAUUCUUGCACAGUGGUCAGCACUUAGUACUAUAAAUGGUGUCUAAUUUUUCUGACAUUGCUGCAUAUGUAUUACUAUUUUGGAGCUCCUUAGAUAGAGAUUUAAGAGUAGACCAUGCACAGAUUGGAUUGCCCUUAGUGCAGUUUUGACAUAUGUGAUAACCAAAGGGAAACAAAACACGUAACCUACUGUAAUUAUGACCAGCUAUUUGGAAACUGACCUAAUAAACCUUAAACAAGUAUUUAGUUAAUGAUCAAAAGUCAGAAAACCUCAACAGCCUAACUAAAGAUGAGAACAAGCUGCUUUUUGAAAUUGACGUGCAGUGAUUUAAGACACCAGCAGAUGUGUGUGAUUCUGUAUUGUUCAAAAUAGCAUUCAAUUAAUCUUGUUUGUGGACGAUGGGGUAUUUAGUUUUAUCUUUCUUUGGAAUGUAACUUCAGUACAUGUGAAUACGAUUAAAUAUUUAUGAACGUUUUUCAUCCAGUAAAACCUUUGUUCUGGUGGACUUCCUUGUAACAAGAUUGACUAAACCUUUAAUGCUUGUUUUCAAUUACUUUUAUUGUUUCCAUUCUCUUGUGCUAACUGGGGUGAAGUGAUGUUUUUAAUAUAACCAGGAAGAAAAGAGAAUAAUUCAAUAAAUUGUCAAAUUGA
Molecule: messenger RNA, 9917 nt
Organism: Paramisgurnus dabryanus
Lineage: Eukaryota; Metazoa; Chordata; Actinopteri; Cypriniformes; Cobitidae
Gene: abca2
Product: ATP-binding cassette, sub-family A (ABC1), member 2
Biological process (GO): lipid transport; transmembrane transport
Cellular component (GO): intracellular membrane-bounded organelle; membrane
Molecular function (GO): ATP hydrolysis activity; ATP binding; ABC-type transporter activity
Source: RefSeq, a predicted model, not a curated record